Molecule: messenger RNA, 3369 nt
Organism: Paramisgurnus dabryanus
Lineage: Eukaryota; Metazoa; Chordata; Actinopteri; Cypriniformes; Cobitidae
Gene: fdxacb1
Product: ferredoxin-fold anticodon binding domain containing 1
Biological process (GO): rRNA base methylation
Cellular component (GO): cytoplasm
Molecular function (GO): rRNA (uridine-N3-)-methyltransferase activity
Source: RefSeq, a predicted model, not a curated record
AAUCGUCGGAUUUUCGAAACAGUUAUGACGUAAUGAAGCCUCGUUUGCUAAAAUCACGUGACUUUGGCCAGUUUGAAACAAGCUCCGAACCAAUGAUUCGAAACAAAAGAUUCGUAAAUGUUUCGAAGCCUCAUGAAGCGUGCUUCGAAAUCGCCCAUCACUAGCGCCACGCGUUCCCCUAGGAACAAAACUUCGGCGCUGCACGGUAGCAAAUGACCGACCCCCUCUUUCUCAACCGCACUUUCUUACGUAAACGGAUCAAACACCGUGAAGAAACAAUACGAGGUCACCCUUGCUCUUUUGUAACCUUUGGCUUUAAUGUUUUAAUUAGAUUUCAACCUCUAGCGACAGAUGUCAUUAGGCGUCAUGGUGACAUUCACACACAGUGUCUAUCCUGGUUAGAUCGGUCUCGCUAGUCGAUUUAGUUAAGCGUCGUAAUGCUUACUUGAAAUAUGUUGAAAAGUUAUGUUUUAAUGUAACUGUUCGCUGUGUCGUCCAACGUUACUAGAAAUGUUCAAGACACGCGACUUUCUACUUGUAGGGGAAGGCAACUUCUCGUUCUCCGCAGCCUUGAGCGAGAACGCGGGCGAUGGUGUCGUUGUGACCGCGACUUGCUUUCAAAGCGAGGCGGAUACGAACAGACAGGAGGGUGCCGCAUUGAACAUACAGAGACUUCGAGAGAAAGGAUCAAUAGUUCUGUUUGAGGUGGACUGCACACGCCUGAAGGAGUAUGAAGACAUCAAGCAUCAUCUUUAUGACUGCGUAAUAUUUAAUUUCCCUCACUGUGGGCGUAAAAGUGGUGUGAAGAAGAAUCGCAUUCUGUUAGCGAAAUUUUUUCAGAGUGCUGUUGCAGUCUUGAAGGACAAUGGGGAAGUGCAUGUCACCUUGUGCAAUGGGCAAGGUGGCACUCCAUGUGACAGACCAAUAAGAGAAUGGCACAAUAGCUGGCAGGUGGUUGCCAUGGCAGCAGAAGCUGGACUAAUUCUAAGUGAAAUUCAUCCUUUUGACUCUCAAAUGUAUCAAGGUUACAGAUGUACAGGUUACAGGAGUCAAGACAAAGGUUUUCAUGUAGAGGGAGGUUUGACGCACAUGUUUACUCGGAGUCUCCCAUACACCGUGCCAGAGAAACUGAAGAUGGAGAAAACAAUUGGGAAGGAGACAGUUAGUUUUGAGAUUUCAGCUGAGUUGUCUGAGUAUUUAAACAGGGAUUUCCUUGGUCCGCAUUCACAUCAUCCUGUAAAAACUGUCCAAGAGUUGUUGCUCAGAGAGUUAAAAUCAGUUUGGCCCGUAUGCACCAUAAACAAGGAAUUCCCAGAACUGGUAACCUGUCUACCAGAAACGCUUCAGGGAUAUGACCCCAAUCUGUCCCACUCAGAAGUUUACUGGAUUAAACCUACACACACCUAUUUAUUUGACCAGAAUGACCUUGAACAAGUAAACGGUGAGCCUAUGGAUGAUCAACAGAGUUUCACUGGCAGCUAUGCACUACGACCAUCUCUGCUGUUUCAUGUCCAAGAGAUCACCCAGAAUGAAGACUUCAGCCCUGGAACGCUUCAUGCUGUCAGUGGUCUGGUUUUUCAAAGAGUACCUAUCUCCUCGAGCCGUUCUCCUGCUUUCCACCAGCUCCUAUUGGUGGGAAUGUUCCCCUCAGAAUCCCACCCUCUCAAGUGCUUCCAGGAUUCUUUGGAGUCGCUGCUUACAACGUACGGCGUCUCCUUUGAGGAAAUGCAAACAGGCCAGCAAAUUUGGAUGAAUUCAAAGAUGCUUCCAAAAUUUGGACGGAUCACAUCACUUCCCUCCUUAGGUUCAGACCUUGAAGGUUCACAGUUAAUUGUUGUCACAAUAAACUUAGAUCAUUUGGCUACUCUGAUCUUCGGCAUCUCUGACUGGCGCUUGCUGUGGAGCGCAGACACUCGCUUUCUCCGGCAAUUUGAGCUCAAUCCGCUUGGAGCUUUCUGUCCGUUUUCCCUGUACCCACCAAGCUACAUACAUGACAUCAGUUUCUGGAUGGAUCCAGAUAGCUACGAGGAGCUUGAUUUUCACGCAGUUAUACGAGAGGCUACUUUGGGCGCCGUUAAGGAUGUGAUGUUAGUGGACCGCUUCAGACACCCGCACAUGGGUCAUGCAAGCCUCUGCUAUAGGCUUACAUAUCAGUCACCAGACCGUGCCCUCUCAUACAGCCAGGUUUUGGGAUUACAGAGUCAGUUACGGAGAUUGUUACCAAUGCGUCUACAAGUAACCCUAAGGUGAACUAAAGAGGCUUAAAUAGUGGUUUACUGAGCAUAUCAAAGAUUAGCUUUAUGUUUACAGUAUAUAGACCUAAAGGUUUUAUAUGUAAAAGCAGAUGAGUGAUUGUAUACUUCACUUAAAGAUUUGUUCUGCACAAUGCACAGACAUUUCUUUUUUAAACUGAAUGUAUAUUUUUAGUGUUUACAAGGUGUGUAUUAUGUCUGGUAAAUCAUUCAGAAUAUGAAGUUAUUCCUGUUGUUUGAUAUUGUGUUUAAUCACAAUAUGUUUACAUAUAUAUUUUUUAAAAUUAAACCUAGAUUAAAUUAUUUGUUUAAUAAGUAUCAAACAUUUUACAUGGUAGCAGCAUCACAGGUUUAUAAAUCUCAGUAGUAGAAUGCAAUGCCACAUCCUCUUGCAUUUGGUGAAAUUAAAAUAUUAAUUAUAUAAUUGCAUAUAAUUGUAAUUCUGCAUGUCAAAGCAGUUGCAGAAAUAAAACACUUAGAGAUUUCCGAUGCAAUCGUAUCUGAUGGAUGUUUAAAUAUUUAAUAUCUUGUAAGACACAAGUAAGCUUACACAGAGUCUGAAGCUGCAUUUAAUACUGUGAUACAUUUUUCAUAAAAUUAGCGCUUUGGGUAUAUGAAAAGCGCAUUAUAAAUAAAAUGCAUUAUUAUUAUUAUUAUUAUUAUUAUAUUGUGUAAUAUGUGACAUUUGUGGCUGUAAAUUGUUAUUGCUGUAUAUAUAAAGGCAUAAUUCACCCAAAAUGAAGCUUAAGUUGGAUAUAUUUCAAGUUUAAAAAAGAUGGUAAAGGUUAUUUACAACACCUGUCAUAUAGGUACACGGCUUAUGUCCGUUCUCUCCUUAUUAAAAAACAUCAGCCAGGACAUGCAGCAACAUCUUCAUUUUCUGAUUAAUUAUUCCUUUAACAUAUAAAAAUCCAGCACUAAAGAAACUUGUGUGUAGGACUGCUGUGUGUAUAAUCCUAGGGCUCCUAGUGUGAAAUGUUUACACUUUCUCAACAAAUUAAAACAAACUGCCAUACAUGUCUGUGGUUAUUCAUAAAUAGAUAGAGACUGUAAUGUUCAGUCUCAAACAAUGCAUCCUUAAAUGUGUCAUUAAAUGGCAUUGGCAUGUAUAAAUAAA